This is a messenger RNA of Tympanuchus pallidicinctus (lesser prairie-chicken), 2319 nucleotides long. It is a transcript of the gene IFNAR2, whose product is annotated as interferon alpha and beta receptor subunit 2. The record is from RefSeq and is a predicted model, not a curated record. NCBI's taxonomy places the organism in Eukaryota, Metazoa, Chordata, Aves, Galliformes, Phasianidae. Gene Ontology annotation, cellular component: membrane. Gene Ontology annotation, biological process: blood coagulation. Gene Ontology annotation, molecular function: interleukin-22 receptor activity; protein binding.
AUGGCGCCCGCUACGAGGUACGGCUACGGAGAUCCCCGUUAUGGGCGGAGCCGGGACGGCUCGCUCUGGUUGUGGGCGUCGGAAUCGCGCCGUACAGGAGCAAAAUGUUUAUUUUACAGUCAGGAGGAUGUAUUUCUUUAUCAGUAUGGAACACUGAUGGGAGGAGCACUGCGUUUUUAUCAGCUUGCGUUCGUCAGCAUUCUGUGUGCAGCUUGUUGCAGCAGCUUGCCUGAAGAGAUUCCAAGAGGGCCACUUGAUAAUCUACAAAUGACAUCUAACAACUUUCAGCACAUUUUGUCCUGGCAGGCACAAAGUGAUCCAGCCGUGCCAACAUACUAUCGUGUACUGUACAGUAACCGCAGCAACCAGAAGAUUGCAAAACAGUGUUCACGAAUUGCACAACCCUUCUGUAACCUGACAGAUGAUUUUGAAGUUGUGUCUGAUGAAUAUUUUGCAUUCGUUCAGAGCUUUGUAGGAACUGAAGUGUUCAAUUCCUCGUUUCUUCGUUUUUCACCAAUCCAUGAUACAUUCUUGGGACCUCCAGAAUUUAAUAUCAGUUCCUGUCUACGUUGCAUAAAUAUCACCAUAAAGCUGCCACCUACUCACUUAAGAAAAAAUGGAAAGCUGCUAUCUUUAUCUGAUAUAUAUAACUACCUUUAUUAUGAAAUAACGCUGAAAACAGUUGAUGAAGAACAUAAGAGGCCGCCUGAGAGAAUCACUGAAGAACUUUUUAGUACAGUCAUUGAAGAAUUGUAUCCAAAUAGAAAUUACUGUGUGUCUGUUAUGGUCGCUGCAUCUCUAAAUAAACAUUCCAUCCCAUCAGCCUGGAAAUGCAUAACUACAGACUCUGUAGCUGAGAAAGAUUAUCAGAGCAUCACAAUUGCUGUUGCUGUGUGUUUUUCACUUAUCUUAGCUGUCAUCCUGAAAUGUAUGCAUGUAGGAGGUUAUAUUCUUCAAAAGAAAUCACUUCCAGAUACCUUGGUAUUCAUGAAAACAUUUACCUAUUUACCAUGUACAUUUGAAUCUGAAGAAAUAGCCUCUGUAGAGAUCAUUUAUAAAGAGGUUAAAAAAAAGGCAGAAGGAUCCAUUGGGGCUGUCAGCAAUGAAGAUGACAGUGAAAGCGAUGACAGUGACAGCGAUGUCAUGAGUAACCAUGACUACACGAGGCGUGAUAUCGUAUGUAGAGCACCUCAGUCCUCUGACACGUCUCAUGUGUUUGUGCAGCACUCUACAAGUAGUACAUGUGAUGACAGUAGCAGCCGGGUGAGUCAGAAUCCAGAUGAUGACCCAGAAGUCUUUGAAGAAAACGAGCUGGAAGCUGAAGAAGAGAAAGACACUAAUAGUGAGUUACUCAGUCCUUUGUCUAAGGCAAAUUGUACCUAUUCUCUUAGGUCAAGGAGCAAUGCUUGCUUUACCAUAAACUUAAAAUCUGUGCUUCUGGGAAUCUCUGAAGAGACCACAGAUAGUUCUGCAGCUCUCCUCUCUUCUCAAGAAGAUGCUGUUGACUGGCAAUGUGCACAUGCUGUUGAAUCCAAACUCCUUGAUGACAUAGAAAGCACACAGAAACCGCAUCAUCUAAACAGCUCUGAUGUGUGGCAAAAUUCAUCUAGUUCUUCCAGUGAAAGUGACUCAUCGGAUUCAGAUACGGACCCAAAAAGCGAAUACAUACGAAGAUGAAUAACUGGGAACCAUUAUUAAUUUGUAGCAUACCAGUAGAUAUUAUCUAACUUAGCUGUUUCUGGACUGAACAUACAGAUCUGAUCUUUUUUAAUUUUUUUUAACAUUCUGAAAACAUAUGCCUAAGUGCCAGAAAUACACAGGCCUUAUUUGUAACAAAUAUUUCUGUGACCUUUCUGGGUAUGAUUCAGCUUAUGUUACCUACAGAAGAAUGAAAAGGACUGUUAGGAUGUAGCAGAAAAAGGGGGUCAUUAUUUUGUUUUGUGGUUAAAUACUGUAUUAUACACUUUAGCUGUAACACAGUGAAUAUUUUCUAUAAACUUAAGUGAAGAGUUAGCUUAUAGAAUGGGGAGAUGUGAGCGGCCUGCCUUUUAGCUUGUCUACUUUUUAGUUUGAAAGGGCUCUGCUACUGUUCUUUAGCUCUGUUGGUGCAGGUUUCAGAGGAAACUGUUGCUGGCUGGAUCACAGCCUGAAGGGUAGAGCUGUGUUCAAGUCAGUGAACUGAUUUCUAAAUUCACAGAGAGAAAGCUGAUCAAAUGAAAUUGUGGAGGUGUGGGGAGAUGAGGUGAAAGUGCCCAGGAAAGAAUAUUCAAGAGUUCUUACUGUGUAUUAAGGCAUUAAAAGUAUACCUUUUUAAUACAA